UUUGUCUAUGGGGGCCCAGUGUGCCAUGGCUGCAAACAGUAGGCUCCUCGGUAGUGUAUGCAGCCUGUUGAUUGUACGGGUUGCCCUAAGGGACCUUGGAGACAGCCCUUUUGGUGGAUGCUGGGGUCUGACCUCAUGGCUAUCUCCAAUUUAGGCUGCAGACAAGUAUGCGGGGUGCCUUUGGAAAGCCCCAGGGCACAGUAGCCAGGGUCCACAUUGGCCAAGUCAUCAUGUCCAUCCGUACCAAGCUGCAGAACAAGGAGCAUGUGAUUGAGGCCCUACGCAGGACCAAGUUCAAGUUCCCUGGCCGCCAGAAGAUCCACAUCUCCAAGAAGUGGGGCUUUACUAAGUUCAACGCAGAUGAAUUUGAAGACAUGGUGGCUGAAAAACGGCUUAUCCCAGAUGGCUGUGGGGUCAAAUACAUCCCUAACCGUGGUCCCUUGGACAAAUGGAGGGCUCUGCACUCAUGAGAACCUUGGCACUAUCCCUUCCCGUCAUAUUCAUGCCCACCAAUAAAUCCAACUUCCUGUCAAAAAAAAAAAAAAAAAAAAAAAAAGAAA
Molecule: messenger RNA, 560 nt
Organism: Lutra lutra (Eurasian river otter)
Lineage: Eukaryota; Metazoa; Chordata; Mammalia; Carnivora; Mustelidae
Product: 60S ribosomal protein L10-like
Exons: 1
Coding region: 168-470 (100 amino acids)
Biological process (GO): translation; ribosomal large subunit assembly
Cellular component (GO): cytosolic large ribosomal subunit; ribosome
Molecular function (GO): structural constituent of ribosome
Source: RefSeq, a predicted model, not a curated record